AUUCGAUUCAUCAAUGACAUCAAUCGUCGUCAGCUGAUCGCGUCCUGCAAUAGUCUGGAUAUCUACUUUGGAUUACUCCAAAUAAUAUCCCGCUGUUUCGAAGGAAUGACGCAUAACCGGAAUCUAGUGCUUAAUAUUUUGAAUGUUAAGUAAUAUAAUUGUGCAUCGUAGAACGAGAACACCUCAGAAUGGAGCCGCAGGAUAUUUAUUACAACAAAGCCGAAUACGUUGAAACGGCCUCGGGAAACAAGGUGAGCAGGCUGACGGUGCUGUGCGGCUCGCAAAAUAUUGUGCUGCACGGAAAGGUGAUAGUGCAAUCUGACGCGAUUAUCAGAGGCGAUCUGGCCAAUGUCAGGACAGGCCGCUAUUGCAUCAUCAGCAAGAAUGCCGUCAUCCGACCGCCUUUCAAGAAAUUCAGCAGAGGGGUUGCCUUUUUUCCUCUAACGAUGGGAAAUCACGUGUUUGUGGGGGAGCGAGCGGUCGUGAAUGCAGCGCUGGUCGGUUCUUACGUUUACAUCGGGAAGAACGCCAUAAUUGGCAGGCGAUCCGUCCUGAAGGACUGCUGCUAUAUCGAGGACGGCGCGGUCGUGCCACCAGAAACUAUCGUGCCGUCCUUUACUCGUUUCGCUGGCAGUCCGGCGACGUGCGUUGAAGAGCUACCCGAGUGCACGCUGGAUCUCAUGGUAGAUUUCACGAAGAAUUAUUACGAGCACUUCUUACCGGCGCGCGUUUAACGUCUAUCUGUAUAUGU
Molecule: messenger RNA, 751 nt
Organism: Wasmannia auropunctata (little fire ant)
Lineage: Eukaryota; Metazoa; Arthropoda; Insecta; Hymenoptera; Formicidae
Gene: DCTN5-p25
Product: dynactin subunit 5
Exons: 4
Coding region: 189-734 (181 amino acids)
Source: RefSeq, a predicted model, not a curated record